This is a messenger RNA of Aegilops tauschii subsp. strangulata, 1663 nucleotides long. Lineage: Eukaryota; Viridiplantae; Streptophyta; Magnoliopsida; Poales; Poaceae. The record is from RefSeq and is a predicted model, not a curated record.
AUGCCUCCAACACGAAUGACUUGACCCUUAGCUGGAGCUGACAUGUCUUCAUGUGACUGCUCCACUGGUUGGCAGCAGCCAUGUCUUGCAUCUCCUUCUAGGUUAGAGAGAAAUUGUGUGUGAUUAGCAGGCGGCUGGAUUAGGCGGAUUCCACAGACGGACAGAACUCAACUCGCCAUCUUCUGAGCGAAUUCGGACCCAGCGUCCCAGCCAAUCCGAGCAGGAGUAGGCACGCGUUGAAGCCGCGGUCACCCAUGGAAACCCAUGAGCCUUCUGGUCAUCGUCUCGGCGACUGGGUUCAUGGAGGGCAGCAGCACGUCGUCUCCUGGAGCGAUAUCAUUAGUGGGAUAGGCCAUAGCCUUUUCAUCAAAUGCCUCCUACGGCUGUCCAGGUCAGACUAUGGCUCCGUGGCAUGCUUGAACCGCGACUUCAAUUCGCUGGUCCGCAGUGGGGAGAUCUAUCGCUUGCGUCGCAACAAUGGCGUAGCGGAGUACUGGCUCUACUUCUCCUGCAACCCUCUGCAGUGGGAUGCUUACGACCCGCACCGUGGGCGCUGGAUUCAAGUGCCCAAGAUACCACCAGACGAAUUCUUCAUGUGCUCUUACAAGGAGUCCCUUGCUGUCGGAACCGAGCUGUUGGUGCUUGGGAUGGCACACAUUGUGUACAGAUAUAGCAUCCUAACCAAUUCAUGGACAAGGGCUGAUCCGAUGAACUCGCCGCGGUGCCUGUUCGGAUCGACAAAUGUCGGUGAAAAGGCAUAUGUUGCGCGCGCGCGCGGGGGGGGGGGGGGGGGGGGGGGGGGGGGGCAGCGAUUCUUCUGGAAGAAUACUGAGAUGUAUGACUCGGAGACACAUACUUGGACACCCCUUCCUUGCAUGAAUAAGGCUAGGAAGUUGUGUUCUGGCACAUUCAUGGAUGGAAAGUUCUACGUGAUUGGUGGUGUUACCAACAACAACAAGGUGUUGGCAUGUGGUGAGGAAUAUGACUUGGAGCGGCGGUCUUGGAGGGUCAUCGACAACAUGUCCGAGGGCCUCUAUGGAGUGGCCGGUGCUCCUCCACUUAUUGCCGCUGUCAACAAUCAGCUUUAUGCAGCUGAUUACAGUGACAAGGAUGUGAAGAGGUAUGACAAGCUGAAUAAUAGGUGGAUCACUCUUGGAAAAUUGCCUGAACAAUGCGUGUCAAACGAUUCUUGGGGCAUUGCUUUCAGAGCCUGUGGUGACCGGCUGAUUGUCAUUGGAGGUCCUAGGACUUAUACUGGUGGGACGAUUGAGAUUCAUUCAUGGAUCCCAGAUCAGCAAACGCCUCGGUGGAAUUUGGUUGCUAAACGGUCAUCCAAGAGCUUCGUUUAUAACUUGGCCGUGAUGGGUUGCUGAGUCCGCUGAAUAAAGAUCGAAUGCGGUGGACAUUUAUGAAUAAAGUUUAUCCUCUGACCUUCUUGAAUAUUUGUGUUAUUAGCUUUAAUUCUGGUCGAGUUGCUAAUAAUAUUUGUGUUACGUUUUUUUACUGCUUAUGUGUAAUGUGAUACAAGUUGGUCCUCUUGAUCUUGCUUGUUAUUGUUUCAGCUUUAAGUCGAUGGUCAACUUGUGUGUUCGAUUUCCAUGAACUGAUACUUCUGUUAGUCUAUCUUUGGGGUGGCGUUUGUCUGUUUGAGUGCUUUUCUUUU